UAGUUUACCACCGCCAUGGCAUUCGUAAAUUAUAUUUGCUUCAGUGUGUUUCGCUACGAAAAUAGUUUUUUGAUUCGUGCUUGUGAGUGGAUUUUUCAAAGGGCCAUUGCCGUUUGUAGGUCACGUAGAGCCUCACAGGAUGUCGGAAGGAUCACCAGGAGUAACGAAAGUCUUCCUUACGUUCGGAGUAAAAGUAGAAGUGUCGAUCAUGGUGUUUCCACUACGUUCGAUCUUGAAGCAUUAAGAAUCAAGGAGAAGGUGGACAGUCGCCUUGAUCGAGAUUUUAAUGGUUCAAACUCGAGCUUAGCGGAAAGAAAGCGUAGCAGUGGACCGCCUGAAAAUACAACCUUAUACACGGUUGCCAAUCGAGAUACUCUAACAUCCGUAGCAGCUAGGUUUGAUACGACCCCGUCAGAAUUGACCAAACUGAAUAAAUUAGGAACCUCCUUUAUAUUUCCCGGUCAACAACUUUAUGUACCUGUUCGAAUUGAUAAAGAUCUUAAAGAUGUCACAUCUCACGUCGACUCGCACGAUGAUCUACCUCUAGAAGAAAAAGAAUUGUUAGACAACCUUCGACCGGUAAGUCCGAAACCGGGUCAUGCGGAACGUGUACGCACCCCAUCGUACAAUCAAGCUUCGAUUCCCGAACAAGAUGAGGAGAGCACCAGCUUUUCGGAACGCUUCCUCAAAAUCAACGUUCGCCAUAUUACCGACGGGCAAGGUGUCGUCUCCGGGGUACUUCUCGUCACCCCGAACGCCGUUAUGUUUGAUCCGAACGUAUCGGACCCUCUCGUUAUCGAGCACGGUCCCGAGGCGUACGGCGUUAUAGCCCCGAUGGAAUUUGUAGUGAAUGUAGCUAUAUACCACGAUAUUGCGCACAUGCGCGUCGGACAUAUAGAUGGGGGCAAAGGAGAGAAGCCGGAAAUAUACCACACGAAACCUCAUAAAGUUACCGACGACGCCGAGCCGGACUCGCUCAUGGUCAAGGAUGAGACAUUUCCAGAGCUCGUUACAGUAACUGACGACGCAGAAUCUGUAUGUUCCAGUACCGAAAGGGAGGGGGAUGCCUUUCCCAAAGCUUUCGAACGAGAAUUGGUUACACCUACGAACUUGGACGGUUUAGAAAAUGCUCACGUCGAAGAAAGGCGAAAAUCACUAAUAGAUCAACAUUGGGCUAUACCCUCGCGGGAUCGGCAAUCUGUCGAUGUGGACGAUGAUUCUAGUAAUCUAUCAAAUCUUGUACUAGAUGAUAAUGAUGACAGCGAAGAUGAGAGUUUAAUUAGACAAAGUUAUCACGAUUCCGGAAUAGAUAUUAGGGAAACUGUUCCUCCACCACCACCUCCACCUCCUCCGCCGCCAGUUCCUAUUGUGCCAGUAAAAAAGAAAUAUAGUGACGCAGAUAUUAUUUUGUCAAAUGAUUGGGUACCCCCUAUUACUAUUGCACCCACACAGGUUACAACGUCCGAGACUGACAGUCCAUCUCGUAAAAAAACCAACUCUGUAUCGUUUAGUCUGGACUCGACAUCUGCCGAUUUAGUCACAACUCCGUCACUUUCAACCAGUGUUCUAGAUGGAAAAGAUACAGAGACGCGAAAGAAUAAAAUGUUGAAACGAUUAUCGUAUCCGUUGGCGUGGAUGGAAACACUAACUGGCGAAAAAGAGGAGGAGAAAUCUAGUCAACCGAAUUCGGCGGACAGCCACCAUUCGUCGAUGUUUUCGAAAGUUUUUUCGAGCUCCCCAAAGAAUCUGGUGGAUUUCGGCACCGGUCUGUUUUUGAGCAAGACCCCGUCCGAAGAUAGUGGAGGUUCGGGUGGACCGUACUCGGGCGGUAGCGGGGGUCCGCCCAUGACGCCCGCGACCGGCGUGACCGAUUCGCCGGCGAGUGCCACGGAGAGUUCCAGUUUUUUUCCCUCUAAUAUUAUUAGUUCGGUCGGCGCGUCUGUAGGUGCAGUAGGGGCGACGGUGGGCGCGAUGGGUGGUGCAGUUGGGGCGACGGUGGGCGGAGCCGUUGAGGCUACCGUCGGAGUAGUAGGCGGCGCAGUUGAAGCUACUGUCGGAGCAGUAGGUGCAACUGUUGGCGCCAUGGGGGCGACUGUGGGAGUGGUCGGGUCUACAGUUGGGGCCGUGGGACGAUCGUCAGUGGGAACGUUCAUGCGACAACCGACAGAAAAUGUAAAGCCUCCUAAGGUGCCACCUCCAAAAUUGGAUUACAGAUCCAUGGUGUCUGUGGACGAUAUGCCGGAAUUGUUUGUUUCUUUUGACAAAUUAAUCCCGCGGCCAGCCCGUUCGUGCGACGAUCCUCCCCUCUAUUUACGAUUGCGUAUGGGAAAACCGAUCGACAAGCCGAUACCUCGAUCGACACCUCUAAUGUCGUACGGAAAGAAGAAAAUGCGACCCGAAUAUUGGUUCAGCGUUCCGAGAAAUCGCAUCGACGAUCUCUAUAGCUUUAUACAAGUUUGGUUUCCUCAGCUGUAUGGAGAAUUGGACGAGGAGCAGGUGCAGCGUAGGGGAUUUAGUUUAGUGGAAUUGGAUACGGAGCUCUGGAGCAACGACGCCACGCCUCACGGGAGCAGGCACGGGAGUCAAGACGGAGAAAUAUUGGAGUUAACUAAGGAAAGUUGGGAGCUGAUCAAGGCGCCUUAUGCUAAAAUCUACAGCAUCAUCAAGACUCAAACCAUGUCGGCGGAUAGCACUGACGAGGUGCUGCCCAUGUCAGAGGAGCUGCGACAAGCGCUGUACUCGUCAGUGGCGCCUUCUCUGGACAUCGAUAUUGCACCACCCGAACUAGUCGGCAACACGGAAAUUCUGACCGACUUACAUCGUGAAUCGUUAUGUCGGCAUUUACCGGCUCGCGCCGAGGGCUACUUGUGGUCGCUCGUCUUCAGCACUAGUCAGCACGGUUUCAGUCUCAAUUCCAUGUACCGGAAGAUGAACAAAUUGGAAUCGCCAAUUUUAUUAGUCAUAGAAGACACUGACAAUAACGUGUUUGGUGCUCUAACAUCUUGCGCACUGCAAGUUUCCGAUCACUUCUAUGGAACAGGCGAGUCGUCGCUCUUCAGGUUUAGUCCGCACUUUCAAGUGUAUAACUGGACGGGCGAGAAUUUGUACUUUAUCAAAGGUAACAAUGAGAGUCUCAGCAUCGGCGCCGGCGACGGUAAAUUCGGACUGUGGUUAGACGGAGAUUUGUAUCAGGGUAGAUCGGAAUCCUGUAAUACGUACGGCAACGAUCCGUUAACACCUAAGGUAGAUUUCGUAGUGAAAACUUUAGAAUGCUGGGCCUUUGUUUAAAAUAUCUGUGAAUAAUCUUUAUAUUUUUAUAAAAGGAGCAUUUGUUGUAAAUGGCACUCUGGAUUCUUUUUGUUAAUUGUUAGGACUGACUGAGAAGUUUAUGAAUUGUUAAUGUUAAACGUAAGGUGCUGUUGUAACAAAUGCUUUGUGAUAUAAUAUUGAAUAAUGUGCCGCACAACCGUUUCAAAGCUUUAUAGCGAGUAAAAAGGCUGCCUUUCACUUAUUAUUAAUAACGUAAUAGUAAUAGAUCGUGCGUGCGUGUGCUUAAGGGAUAAAUAUGGGAUGUCCUUGCGUAUUUCUUUUAUUAUAACUUCAACACUUCUCCGAUCGAUACAUAUCUUAACGUUUUGGCGGGCCUUAAUUUUAAAAUUUCCCGUACCUACAGUCGAAUGGAGACAUCCUGUAUUUUAGAAACUAGUCGUUUUAUAUACAUUUUUGUAUUAUUGUGUCAAAUUAGCCGUUAUAAAGGUAUUAUUUAUUGCGUCUUGUAUUAUCAUCAUUGUUACAAAGUGAAUGGCAGCGGUGUUAGUUUGUCGUAUAUUAUCAACAUGUUGCGGUCAUUCUAUGUUGUUCGCCUUACUAUGUUUUCUUUAGUAAGCAGCUGCCGAGGAUGACGAUUCGACAUGAUUGUAACAUACUAUGCAGUUUAUGAUUGGCUGUAGUUACUCUCUGUCAAUUAGGCUAGUAGCAAACUCGCCAUAUCAGUUGUCAAUUUCUGAGAUACUUCAAUCUAGAGGCUGUUUGUGUUUAUAUCUCUCGAUGGGAAUUCUCCUCGCGCAUUUUCAUCCUAAUCGAACUCCGAAUAUCUACACGUGAUUUGAUGUAACUUAGAGCUUCGGUGAUAAAUUGGUGUUUUUCAUUUAUUAGCUACGUAACUAACAAUUACAUGCGUUAUUAUGUGUAAAUAUGACAAUUCGAAAAUUCGCGGGGAGAAUUUUGACCGUGAAAACCACACAAAGUCGCAAAUGUGAACACACCUCCAAUUAAUAUAUUUGUUAAUUUGUUAAUUAGAUUUUAAAACUGUAUUCUGUAUAAAACAUAAGCAAUGUAUUAUAGAUUUUAGGAAAAUAUUUAUCUGUAAAAAGCAAGUUGUAUAUAAUGUAUAACAUUAAUAAAUUUUAAAUAGCAUAUAA
Molecule: messenger RNA, 4421 nt
Organism: Photinus pyralis (common eastern firefly)
Lineage: Eukaryota; Metazoa; Arthropoda; Insecta; Coleoptera; Lampyridae
Product: oxidation resistance protein 1-like
Exons: 16
Coding region: 16-3288 (1090 amino acids)
Biological process (GO): response to oxidative stress
Cellular component (GO): nucleus
Source: RefSeq, a predicted model, not a curated record